AACAGUGUUGACAACACUCCGAAAAAAUUAUAUUUUUUUCAGUAAAAGAGAUUAUUCUAAAAAAUGCCGAAAACUAAGCAACUAGAAAAGUGCAAACAUCCGAAUAGUAGAAAGACCAAAGCCUUGGCGAAGCAAAUAAAAAAACAAAGCAAACGAGACAAAAGUAAACUCGUGGGCAAUAUAAAGUUGAAUCUUUUAGGAGAAAAAGUCUUAUGGUUUCAACAAAACUUAGACCCGGAGUGUAAAAAAUGCUCGCCUAGGGACGUGGAAGUUUUAGUUUCGAAUUAUUUGGCUAGAUUCAACGAAGAAUUGGAACAGAUACGGUUGAAACAUUCGAUAGGAGACAGGAAAAACAGGCAACAUGCAAGUAGGGAAGAUAUAAUAAAGUUGACGGUGAAAAGGGAAAUAGAGGAAUACAAUACGUGUGGUAUAGAAAUACCAAAUAUACUAGAUCCUGUACAAUUUGAUUUAUUAAAAACGUGGAACGGCGAACUAAGGUACUUACAGAAUUUCAAACUGAGAAGAUUCAGCAAGAAAAUACUUGACGAAGAAGCGAUAUUAGGAAAUAAAAAAAUCUCGGUUAAUAACAAAAAAAUGUGCACUGAUAUUAGCGAAAAUGUAGAGGAAUGUCUUUAAUAAAGAAUAUAUAUGAUAAA
This is a messenger RNA of Anoplophora glabripennis (Asian longhorned beetle), 656 nucleotides long. RefSeq names its product translation machinery-associated protein 16 homolog. NCBI's taxonomy places the organism in Eukaryota, Metazoa, Arthropoda, Insecta, Coleoptera, Cerambycidae. Gene Ontology annotation, cellular component: nucleus. The transcript has 4 exons. Bases 64 to 636 code for a protein of 190 amino acids. The record is from RefSeq and is a predicted model, not a curated record.